AAGAGAGAUUACAAAAUUGAAGUUUGGAGUUCGGACGUCCAUUACAGUUGUUGCGUUGCAUCUCUGGUUUUUAAAUCAUUCCAGGCUUUCUCAGUAAUGAUACUCCUUAUCCCGCCAUUUUCGCCCCCACUCCGGGCCUAUUCCAAAUCUAAUAGCUCUGAGUUUCUUCUCUCUUCAACUAGACUUUGCAGUUUCUGUCGCAAAUCUUUUCGGGUUCCGGCGAUUUAUCAGUUCCGGCGCUCCAAACGGCGCGUUUCAGCUGCUGCUCGGGACGUCGAUACAUUUACCAAGUAUUCCGGUUACAUAUUCGAACUCGGCACGUCCGAGGCAGAUUCUUUAACAGAGUACAAUCUACCAAAGAUUGCUUCAAUUUAUCGCAGGAAGCCGUUUAUUCUUCUGCGUCGUCUUAUACAGAUUAGUACUACUCUUGGGCGAUGGUUUGGGCUUCGGUAUCUCGAUAACUUGAUGGAACGAUCAGAUGAGAUGUUCAAGGUUAGAGCAGAGGAGCUUCGGAGAAUAUUGGUGGAACUAGGUCCAGCUUUUAUUAAAAUCGCUCAAGCUGUUUCAUCUAGACCUGAUGUGAUACCACCUGCAUAUCUAGAGGAGCUUUCACUCUUGCAAGAUCGAAUAACACCAUUCUCAACUGAAGUUGCUUUUGAUACAAUAGAACAAGAGCUUGGUUUGUCAAUUGAUGCGCUUUUCUCAGAGAUCUCACCAGAACCUGUGGCUGCAGCAUCCCUUGGUCAGGUUUAUCAAGCUAGGCUUCGCCCUAGUGGACAGGUUGUUGCUAUCAAGGUUCAAAGGCCUGGAGUUCAAGCAGCAAUAUCCUUGGAUAUUUUUAUUCUGCGUUUUCUUGCAGGAGUAACUCGUAGAGUUGCCAAACUUAACACUGAUCUUCAGGCAGUGGUUGAUGAAUGGGCAUCAAGUCUUUUUCGGGAGAUGGAUUAUAGGAAAGAGGCAAGGAAUGGACUAAAGUUCAGACAGCUUUAUGGAGGUCUAAAGGACGUUUUUGUUCCACAAAUGUAUGCAGAGAAAACUACCCGUCGAGUCCUUCUAAUGGAAUGGGUUGAGGGGCAGAAAUUGUCUGAAGUCAAGGAUCUUUAUUUGGUGGAGGUAGGAGUCUAUUGCUCAUUUAACCAACUUCUAGAAUAUGGUUUCUACCAUGCAGAUCCUCAUCCUGGAAAUCUUCUACGUACAUUCGAUGGAAAACUAGCAUACUUGGAUUUUGGUAUGGUGGGUGAGUUUAAACAAGAACUCCGAGAUGGAUUUAUUGAAGCUUGUCUCCAUCUUGUAAACCGAGAUUUUGAUGCUUUGGCUAAGGACUUUGUCACACUUGGGCUUCUUCCUCCAACUGCACAGAAGGAUGCUGUAACAAAGGCAUUAACAGAUGUCUUUCAAAGUGCUGUGGCAAAAGGAGUCCGCAAUAUAAGCUUUGGAGAUCUUUUAGGAAAUCUAGGAAGUACUAUGUACAAGUUCAAAUUUCGGAUACCUUCAUACUUUUCUCUUGUUAUUAGAAGCCUUGCUGUUUUGGAGGGUAUUGCAAUCAGCCUAAAUCCAGAUUACAAAGUUCUCAGUAGUACAUACCCAUGGAUUGCAAGAAAAGUCCUCACUGACAGUUCACCUCAACUCAAGUCCACUUUGCGGACUCUUCUAUAUAAGGAUGGGAUGUUCAGAAUUGAUCGUCUAGAGUCUUUGUUAACCGAGUCCCUCCGUGCACGAACAGAGAGGGUCUUGGUAGAACAAAAGGAGGACAAUCAUAUGGUUAUCACGCAAAUUCUUUCUUUCACAUUAACUGAAAAGGGUGCAUUUGUUAGAGAAAUACUUCUUGAAGAACUAGCCAAGGGUUUAGAUGCACUUGGUUUGGCAACCUUAAACUCGGUUACUUCUGUCGCUACAUCAACACUACCUUUUUCAGCUUCCUUUCCACCAUCUGCAAUGGAUGAUCAAGAUGUUAUAAACUUGCGAACAUUGCGUCGACUUACACAAUUGUUGUCAGGAAUUGAAAAUAUUGAAAGCACAAGUAUGGGAAUGAAAGAUGACAGCCUAUAUAAGAAUCAAAAGACAUACUCAGAAGAGAUGUCACUUGUUCUUUAUCAAUUCCCAUCUCUCCAGGAGUUUCUCCCCUUUCUUUCAGUUAUUUCUGAGCUUGAACCAGAGUCUCAACAACAAUUGCUUCGUUUGCCAGCUGAGCUAGCUGGAAGAUUGGUCUCUCGUGCAGCUGCAAGAACUAUUCAGAGAAUUUUCAUUUAAACAUUAUCUAGCUCACCAAUUUUUUAAUUCUAUGGGAUGUAUGGUGAGCUGUGGUGUCAUGAUCUGCAUCUUUGCCCAUGCUAAUGGUCCCAGUGCAUGCAGCCCUCAGAAUUGACGAAACAUUGAAUCAAGGACUUUUUGCAAAACAUAUAUUUGCAGGACUAAAAAAAUGUAUAAAUUAGUUAAGAACACGAAAUGAAUCUUAAUAUUUUCCACCCUAAUACCUGAACAUGCAACUUCAA
This is a messenger RNA of Nelumbo nucifera (sacred lotus), 2492 nucleotides long. RefSeq names its product Protein kinase superfamily protein. Gene Ontology annotation, biological process: protein phosphorylation. NCBI's taxonomy places the organism in Eukaryota, Viridiplantae, Streptophyta, Magnoliopsida, Proteales, Nelumbonaceae. Gene Ontology annotation, molecular function: ATP binding; protein kinase activity. The record is from RefSeq and is a predicted model, not a curated record.